ACGCGAGGCUCCGCCCACACGGGGCGGGGCUGGGGGCGGGGCUCCGAGCAGCACUAAAGUCGGCGCCAGCUGCGGGAGUUCCCCGGAAGCGGCGUUGGUUACCACGGCAACGGCGCAGGCGGCGGCGGGGCCUGGUCGACAUUUGGCAGGCCGAGAACUAUGGGAUUGUUCGACAAGCUAGCAGGGUGGCUUGGGCUGAAGAAAAAGGAGGUUCAUGUUUUGUGCCUUGGUUUGGACAACAGCGGCAAAACAACGAUCAUCAAUAAACUGAAGCCUUCAAAUGCUCAAACUCAGGACAUUGUUCCGACGAUAGGAUUCAGUAUAGAGAAAUUCAAGACAUCCAGUUUGUCUUUCACUGUAUUUGAUAUGUCAGGCCAAGGCAGAUACAGAAACCUCUGGGAACAUUACUACAAAGAAGGCCAAGCCAUUAUUUUUGUCAUUGAUAGCAGUGACAAAUUAAGAAUGGUUGUGGCCAAAGAAGAACUUGACACUCUUCUGAAUCAUCCAGAUAUUAAGCACCGUCGACUGCCUAUUCUUUUCUUUGCUAACAAGAUGGACCUCAGAGAUGCAAUAUCAUCUGUGAAAGUAUCACAGUUAUUAUCAUUAGAAAACAUCAAAGACAAGCCUUGGCAUAUCUGUGCCAGUGAUGCUCUUAAAGGAGAAGGUUUACAGGAAGGUGUGGACUGGCUCCAAGAUCAGAUGCAAGCAAUGAAGACAUGAGAGAUAAAUAAAAGAUGUAUGGUAUUUUCUCUUACAAACUUUGUUAGCAGCUGACAAGUUCUUGGAAAGGAAGAAAAGCUUGAAGAAAAUGGAAUACUUCCGCUCAAUAAUUUGUGAUGAUUUGUUUCCUUUUAGUAUCUCUUCCAGAAAAAGUAAAUAUAGAUGACAUAGUAUCUCAGGUAUGCACAUCCGUGAGUUAAACUGAAUUGUGACUGGGGAGCAUAUUUAAAACCAAAAAUGUGUAAGUAAUAAGCAUCUGCAUUCAUUUGAGUUUUUGGUGAUAAUUAGCCAUGGGGAAGCACCCCACUUCUGGGAGGAAAACAAUUUGUGGACAAAUGAGAGUAUUUAUAUUCCUGAGGAAGUAUAGUCAGUACUUCCUGAAAUGAAACUCUAUGAAAUACCUAAAACAGAGUACCUACAAACCGUAGGUAUUUCUGGAUUUUUUUUUACUGUAAGUUUUGACAUUGAGUUUUUAAUAACCAUCUGCAGUAGACUGCUAGAAGAAUAUUUUGAGGUUAACAUGGAUUCAAAUGUGAAAUGCAGCUGUUACAAAUGACUGCAGGUGUUUCAAGGAAUUUCUCGUAACCAGAUGUUACAAACACUUUUUGUGCUAUGUCAUGGUUAUAUUUGCAUUCCCGUCAAUAAAACUUCAGAUAUACAACAUGUCAUGUUUUUGUUUUUUUAAACAUAAAUAUGUUCAUUGAUGGUCUUUACAUGAUAGAGACUUUUGCUUUUCAGUUAAUCUCAUUUGGGUUUUUUGUCCAUUUUUCAAUGGAAAUGGGAUUUUAUAAUAAAACAGUUACCUCUUU
Molecule: messenger RNA, 1529 nt
Organism: Numida meleagris (helmeted guineafowl)
Lineage: Eukaryota; Metazoa; Chordata; Aves; Galliformes; Numididae
Gene: ARL6
Product: ADP ribosylation factor like GTPase 6
Exons: 8
Coding region: 160-720 (186 amino acids)
Biological process (GO): vesicle-mediated transport; protein localization to cilium; intracellular protein transport
Cellular component (GO): axoneme; cytoplasm
Molecular function (GO): GTPase activity; GTP binding
Source: RefSeq, a predicted model, not a curated record